Messenger RNA from Lotus japonicus, 2470 nucleotides. Its product is annotated as pentatricopeptide repeat-containing protein At4g39952, mitochondrial-like. The record is from RefSeq and is a predicted model, not a curated record. Gene Ontology annotation, molecular function: protein binding; RNA binding. NCBI's taxonomy places the organism in Eukaryota, Viridiplantae, Streptophyta, Magnoliopsida, Fabales, Fabaceae. Gene Ontology annotation, biological process: RNA modification. Bases 200 to 961 code for a protein of 253 amino acids. The transcript has a single exon.
UUGCAAUGUGAUAAAAGGUUUUAUGGUUGACAACGUCUCGGUAUGCUUCACUCAUAGAAAUGUAUGGAAAAUGUGAUAGGAUGACCUUUGCUUGGAGAAUAUUUAAUAGGUUGGAGAGGGAUGUCAUCUCAUGGAACAAUUUGAUAUUGUCUCAUAUUCAUGUCAAGCAUCAUGAAGGGCCAUAGAUUUAUUUAAUAAAAUGAUUAUGGAAGACCAGAAGCCUAAUACAGCAACAUUUAUUUCAGUGCUUUCAGCUUGUUCUCACCUUGCAUCUCUAGAGGAAGGAGAAAGAGUCCACCACUACAUUAAUGAAAUAGGCUUUAAGCUCAAUUUACCCCUCAGCACAGCUUUGGUUGAUAUGUAUGCUAAGUGUGGGCAGCUAGAAAAAUCACGAAAGGUAUUUGACUCCAUGUUAGAGAAGGAUGUUAUUUGCUGGAAUGCGAUGAUUUCAGGCUAUGGAAUAAAUGGAUAUGCAAAAUCUGCUGUGGAGAUAUUCCAACAUAUGGAGGAAUCAAAUGUUAAGCCAAAUGGAAUUACUUUCCUCUCUCUUCUCUCAGCAUGUGCCCAUGCAGGGCUUGUUGAAGAAGGGAAAUACUUGUUUACUAAAAUGCAGAACUAUUCUGUGAAACCCAAUUUAAAGCACUACACUUGUAUGGUAGAUCUUUUAGGAAGAUCAGGUAAUCUAGAAGAAGCAGAAGCUCUGGUCCUAUCCAUGCCCAUUUCUCCUGAUGGCGGCGUGUGGGGAGCUUUGCUAGGUGCGUGUAAAACUUACAAUCAAGUUGAGAUGGGAAUAAGAAUUGCCAUGUGUGCUAUUGACUCUGAACCAGAAAAUGAUGGGUAUUACAUAAUGAUGGCCAAUAUGUAUAGCUCUAUUGGGAGGUGGGAAGAAGCAGAAAAUGUGAGAAGGACUAUGAAGGAGAGGUGUUCAUUGGGAAAGAAAGUUGGUUGGAGUGUGCUUUGAACUAAGGCUUCCCUUCUGUCAAGCCUAAAAUUUGGAAAGGUCAAAGGCAAUGUGAAUUUUAUCCAGGUGUCAAUUUGCUUAAUGUUUUCAAAUUUGCUCCUUUCACAAGCCACUGAUAUGCUUGUUAUUGAGCGUUUGGGCUUAGGAAGUGGACAUGAUACUGUAAAAACUGUUUGCAUUAUAGCUUCCAUGAGCACUCGCUUCCACUAUCUUGGUUGCUCAAAUCAAGCACAUAUAAAUGCAUGUUUGGAAAUUCUUCUACAAUUGAUUGUGAAGGCAAAAUCAAUUAUGGGGAGACGCUUAUGUGAGUAGCUUGUAGAUGCCUGAAUUGAUUAUGAGGAAAUAGAAGCUGAUCAGUUAGCGACCAACUGGUUUUUGAAUAUCACACAGGAGUUUGAACUUUGCAUAAAGCGAUAGGGAAGUGUGUAUUUUCUUCAUCAAGAUUCUUGCAGCUAACUGGCAGCAGAAGAUUGAGUUUAUGAUUGUUAUGGAAAUUUUGCAGGUUGAUACUUGAUAGUGUAUAUACCACUAUCACUGGUGUUAUUGGAUUAGCUGAAAGAGCAAGUGGGAUAAUUUAUGGAAGAUAUCUUAUUUUGGAUUAUCAUCUUUAGUCUUCAUGGCUUGUUUAUGCUACUUGGAAUGAAGCCUAAAAAAUAGUGACUAAAUGCUCCUGUCAAGUCAUCUAUUGAUUUUUCCCUUUGAAAUUAGAACCCAAGAAAUAAGCAUUCCACACACAGGUUACAGAUUGCAGUGGAAGGGGAUGAUAUAGAUGUCUUUAUAUUCUUGUAUACAAGGAGGGAAAAGAAAACUGAUAUUUCUUGUAUUCUUGUACAUUAGACACUGAUACACCACACAUCUGCUUGCAAACAUAAAGGCAAAACACAUGGACUACAAUAAACUACACCUUUAUUUGAGGGAAAUCAGAUACUGUCUUAAAGCUUCUUCAGUGUUGACAAAACACUGGAAGAUAAUUGAAGACUAAGAGGUGCUUGUAAAAUGGGCAUGACCUUCAUCAAUUGCUUCACUUCACUGCAAAAAUGAAGAUGGUUGAGUCACGAAACAUGUCAGAUAUAAAGCAAACCUGAUGAAAUGAAGCACUCGCUAUGUGCGAGGUUUAGGAAGGGGCCAUACCCACUUUGUGAAGCUAAUGUAGGCGCAACCUUACUUGCAUUUUUGCAAGAAGCUGAUUCCACAGCUCAAACCUGUGACUGCGAAGUCACAUGGCAGCAACCUUAUCGUUGCGCCAGGGCUCAUCCUCCAAACAUGUCAGAUAUAAAUACACAUAUUCAAAGUCUAUUCAGGCUUAAGAUGAUGCUUACCUGACAUUCCGGAGGUGUGCUCAGACCACAUUCACUUGGCAACUUCAAAGCUUGUGUAGGGUUGAUUCCAAAUGAAGGUAGAGCAGACUUGUAUUUGCAGAGACAAGGCAAGUUGGCUUGGCGAACAACAUCACAACAUUUUUUAUCUGGUGGUGGAGGGUGUUCACCAGUAGCCGCUGCACGACAUGAU